This is a messenger RNA of Vespa velutina, 2340 nucleotides long. RefSeq lists its product as uncharacterized. Bases 197 to 1693 code for a protein of 498 amino acids. NCBI's taxonomy places the organism in Eukaryota, Metazoa, Arthropoda, Insecta, Hymenoptera, Vespidae. The transcript is spliced from 9 exons. The record is from RefSeq and is a predicted model, not a curated record.
GAUCGCAAAGAAAAACAAGCGCCAAUGUGUGUGCCAUGAAAAUAUAGAAAAGUUUUAUUCGUUAUCAUAACAAUUUGUCAUUAAUAUUUCUAAAAACAUGUUAUCGUUGAAAAUUAAAUAAUCGGUAUAUGGAUACUAUUGUUAAUCGAUGCAACGUUAGGUGUGCCGCGUCUGCGCAUGUGCGAAAUCUCCUCCCAUGCCGACGACAACCGUAAGUAAAAGGAAUGGAAAAUGCCAGCUUAACGCAGUACCAGUUCGAAUUCUGUCUAAGGUAUAUACCGGCACGCACGCUCGUAUCGACGAAUCUCUAAUUACUGGUUCGAUUUUCAACAUGGCUAUUUCACUGUCGACGGAAGACAAAUUGGAGUAUAACUUCUAUCCGGUGACCAGUGGACAAGUUCAAUUUCGGGUAAAAGCACCCAACGAUGCUCACAUCGCCCUUACCACUGGUCCCCGUGAGGAUGAACCCAUGUAUGAGGUUAUCAUCGGUGGAUGGGCCAACUCCAAAUCCGUCAUUCGUAAAAAUAGAACCAAACCGGAAGUUGCAGAAAAAGAAACUCCAGGAAUCUUGACAGCUGACAAUUUUUGUGGAUUUUGGAUAAGGUGGCGCGAUGGCGAAAUCACAGUUGGUAAGGAAGGUGAACAGAGUGCGUUCUUAUCCUAUACCGAUCCUGAACCAUUCGGUAUAGGUUACUUUGGUGCUUGCACUGGCUGGGGAGCCUCAGGAGAAUGGUUGAUCGAAGGUCUCAUACCUUUGAAAACAAAAGACGAGCUCGUUUACAAAUACCACGCGGUACGAGCCGGCGCUCUUCUCAUCGAAGUCAAGGCCCAAAGCAAUGCGCACAUUGCUUUGACCGAUGCAAAGAAGGAAACUAAUCCGAUGUACGAGAUCAUGCUUGGGGGAUGGGAAAAUACAGCGUCCGUCAUCAGAUACGAUCGUAAAAAGCCGGACAAGGUACGCGUGGAUACCCCAAACCUCCUCAACCAGAACGAGUUCAAGAGAUUUUCGAUCUCUUGGCUCGACGGGCGCAUCACGGUCAGAUCCGGCGAUCAACGCGGACACGUAAUCAUGGACUGGUUAGAUCCAAAUCCGAUUGGCGUCAGUCACAUUGGCGUACGCACCGGUUGGGGUGCUAAAGGAGUUUGGAAACUUCGAUUCGAACAGAACUUGGAGUAUCCUUCUCCCCUCGGUUCCUCCUCUCACAAUCAGAAAAAUCCAAAUGUUGCACCUUCCGCCCCAUUAGAAGUCCGAGGACUUGAUACCGGAAGUCAUUGCUGGUGCGAUGCAACAAGUACGAUGGUGGUCCCUCCAGGUGGCGUCGAAGGAGGAAGAGACGAUGAGCCUUUGUUCGUAGGUAGAGCUCAUCAUGAAGGUGCUCUCUUACCUGGCAAGGUGAAACCUAGUCACAGCGUUUGCUACGUUGCCUGGGGUGGCGCCGAGCAUGCAAAAACAGAUUAUCAGGUACUUUGCGAUUGCCAUGUAUCUUGGGUGUCAACAAGUGGUGGAAACAUUCCGACAAAUGCAAUUCCAGCUGGAGAAACGGAAGAUGGGGAACCUUUAUUCGUUGGUCGUGUACAUCAUGAGGACACUCUAACUAUCGGCAAGGUUCAAGCGUCUCACGGCGUUUGUUACAUACCUUUUGGGGGUGCUGAGAUCGGCUUCCCCGAUUAUGAGAUCAUGGUUUCUCAAUAAUUGUUAUUCGAUGCGCUCUAAAAGUGAAAAUCUCCGCGUUCGAUCCAUCGAUUCAUUUCCUUAAUUAUAUCUUCUUUAUCAUACUUUUACUUUCCUCUAUGCUAUCUUAUCAUCAUUUGGAUAAUUGGAAAAGUAUAUAUUCUUUUCAAAGAAUCUUUUUUUCUUUCUUUUUCUAUAGACAAGAAAAUUUAUUAAAGACAAAAGAAUCUCCUUAGGUCGUAAAUCAAUUGUCGUAAGAAUUUUAAAUGUCUAACUUAAUCUUUCGAAGCAAAAGCAUUCAUCGAUCGAUGGAAAAAACUAAAGCAAACAAUUUCUCAAUGCAGUCAAUAGCUUUCGCGUAAAAAUCAUGGCAACCCCGUGUUGCUGCUGUAGGGCGAGCAAGCCAUUGCCGAUAUAUAUAUAUAUAUAUAUAUAUAUAUAUAUAUAUAUAUAUAUGUAUAUAACUGAGCUAUGUAUUUAACUACGUCGUUGUUAAUCUUCGUCGGAAGAUUUGCUAAUAAUUUGUUGUUCUUUCAGAAAAAAAACGAUAUAUUUUUUUCAUCAUAGCAACAUAGUUUUCUAAUGCACACAUUCGCUUCGUUGGAAUAUAUAUUUUUAGAUGCUGUAUUGAUGAUAAUAAACGAUUAAACGAAUGUCUCUAAGAAUAA